CUUUUCUUCUCUUCUCUUUUAUUUUUUCAUAAAAACGUUCAUUGAGUGUAUAUUGAUUUUUGCAGUCAUAAAACACUAGUAUAUUAGGGAAAUCCCUGGAAGUAUCUUUGCCAUCUCCCAAGUGCAAAUCUAGUGGGGGCAAAUAAUAAUAUUUUAAGGACAGUGAUUCUUCACGUCCCUUUGAUUAUUUUCCUAAUAGCUGAUCCUUCCUUGAUAUAUAUGCAUCUUUUACUGAUUCUUUUCUGUUUCCAUUGAUUCUUGCAUAUCUUCUUUGUUCUUGUAUCCUCUUGUCUCUUAGUCUGGACAUUUCAACCGUUCAUUUUUUAUUACUACAUGUAGGUAAAUUGAGGAUUCAAAGCGUCUUACGAAGUUGAUGAAAUUUACUCUGUAUUUCUGUAAUAAGUAUUCAUGUUAUUUGACUAGCUAAGUUACUCUCAAAUUCAUCCCCAAAUCUAUCUAUUAUUGGCUAAUGGCUACUAUAUGGACGCUUAGGUUAUGACUUUAUUGACAAUUUCGACAUAUUUAAGAUAAAAAAAAAUCCUGAAAUAAACUCAGGCCAAAAGUUUUGUCAAAUAAUUUCAAACAAAAUCACUUAUAAAUUUGUUCAAAAAAAAAAAAAAAAAAAAAAAAAAAAAAAAAAAAAAAAUUUAUAAAUAAUUUCCGAUAUUUAAAGAUAAAAUAAGUGGAACAAAACAAAGCCUAGAUCUACUAUGCAGAAUAUGUGGAGUCAAGUAAUCAAAUUUUGACUUGAGCAAUCAAUUUUUUUUAAGAAUCAAAAGUGGUUAUCAAAAUAAUUUCUGAUAGAUUAAGCAAUCAAUUUUGACUUGAACAAAUUUAAUCAUACACUUUUUGACUAAGUCUGAUAGAUUAAGCAAUCAAUUUUGACUUGAACAAAUUUAAUCAUACACUUUUUGACUAAGUGAUGAAUUAAAAAUGGUUUGAAGUUUCCAUGAAGCUCCUAUCCAAGGGAGCCUCAGUUCUUCAUCAUGAGGAACACUUUUGUUUCUCACAAUGACAUUUUGAAAAAUAAUGUGAUGUUUUUCACUAGUGGGGAUCGCCUAUCAAUUUUGGGUGGACCUCUCUACUCUUAACACAUACUCUAUGAGGAACAAAACUUGUUCCUCAUAGUGAGGAAUAGGGAAUUACUCCUCCUAUACCACACAAUAACAAUAAUUUUGAAGAGAGAUAAUCUUCAUUUUGAUUAAAAUCUUAAGAUAAAGAAAAAAAAUUGGAAAUGGCAAAAGAGGUGAAAUUGCUGGGAUUUUGGCCAAGUCCAUUUGCAAUAAAACCAAAAAUUGCACUUCACUUGAAAUCAGUAGAUUAUGAAUAUAUUGAAGAAACACUGCAAUCUAAAAGUGAUCUUUUACUUAAAACAAACCCUGUUUACAAAAAAAUCCCUGUUCUUCUUCAUCAUAAUAAGCCUAUUUGUGAGUCUCUCAACAUAGAUGAGUACAUUGAUGAGGCCUUUCCAUCUACUCCAUCCAUUCUCCCGGCUGAGCCUUAUGAUCGAGCCAUCCAACGCUUUUGGGCUGCUUACAUCGAUGAGUGGUUCCCAACAUUUCGUGAAGUAGCCCUCGCACAAAGUGAGGAAGUAAGAGCAGCAGCAAUAGAGAAAGUGAAAGAAGGGCUGUCAUUGCUUGAGGAUGCCUUUGUCAAAUGCAGCAAAGGGAAGCCUUUUUUCAGCGGCGACAAUAUCGGGUACCUUGACAUUGCCCUGGGGAGCUACUUAGGGUGGUUAUACGUCUAUGAAAAACUAAGCAACAUUAACGCGCUCAACAAGGAAGAGACGCCUAGCCUCCUCACCUGGGCUGAGAGGUUUUCUGCUGCUGAUGCUGUCAAAGAUUACAUCCCUGAGGUUGACAAGCUUAUGGAGUUUGCCAAGAUUAUUAUGCCUAGGUUCAAAGCAGCUGCUUCUAACUAAAGCUAGAUGGCUAUUAUAAGAAUAGUAUUUCAGCUGGUUGAUGAUGAUACAUGCAUGAUAUAUGCUAGUUUAAAUUAUUCUAUUUCCAUAAAUUUCUCCUAAACUAAACAUGCACGAGUUUAUUUAUAAUAAUCAUCGGUUUUUCAUUUGACCUUUCAUUUGUUUGGUUUAACCAUGAAAAUGGAUAAUUUAAACUAAACUAAACCUGACAAAUGGGUUGUUCGGGUCGGGUACGGGUCGAGUCAAUUUCAGAUUGGGUCAUUUCGGAUCAGUUAACAUUCGGGUCGGGUACGGGUCGGGUCAUUUCAGGUUUCGAGUAUGACUUGGGUCAGGUAACAGGUUAAGUUCGGUGCGUGUCAAUUUCGGGUCGGGUAUGUUCGGGUUAGACCAUUUUCAGGUCAAGUAUGUUCGGGUCAUAUUCGGGUCGGGUCAAAAACAGGUUUGGUCAUGUUCGGGUUGUUCCAUUUGUGGAUCAAGCUCAAUUCAAUAAUUUUAUAUUUUGUUAUUGUUAUAAUAAAAACUAUCAAUUCGGUUUAUGAGAUUGCUAUGGUUGAAGAUGAACAAUUUGAGUUAUUUUUGACACUAGACAUUUUUAUUUCAAUUAUAAGAUAAUUUUAGUUCGGGACAUUUCGGGUCUACUCGGGUCAAUUUUGAGCAUCAGGUUUGUUCGGGUCAAAUAUUUCUAGUCAAUUUCGAGUCGGGUCAACAUUCGGGUCGGGUCAGUUUAGGGGUCAGGUCAGGAUCGGGUCAACUCCAUUUUCGGGUUGGGUAUGGGUCGGGUCGGGCCAAUUUCAGGUCAUGGGUCGAGUCAUUCAGGUCGGGUGAUCGGGUCUGGGUCAGGAAUGCCAGGUCUAAACUAAACCCACUUUCUUACAUUUUUGUUUGAGGUGGGUAAGUAUAAUUGUUACCUUAUGUUUAAGAGAGGUAACAAAUUAGUGAAAAUCAUGGAUUACUGUUAUUAGAUAGUGGUAAUUAUUACUGAAACCUUCUAACUAAAUACUUGAUAAUAA
Molecule: messenger RNA, 2931 nt
Organism: Chenopodium quinoa (quinoa)
Lineage: Eukaryota; Viridiplantae; Streptophyta; Magnoliopsida; Caryophyllales; Amaranthaceae
Product: glutathione S-transferase U16-like
Exons: 2
Coding region: 1235-1921 (228 amino acids)
Biological process (GO): glutathione metabolic process
Cellular component (GO): cytoplasm
Molecular function (GO): glutathione transferase activity
Source: RefSeq, a predicted model, not a curated record